GCUGCACAGCCGUAUCUUCAGAUAGGAUUGUGUGGAUUGUGUGUGAUGUUCGGCUUUGUGAAUCAUUAUUUGUAUAUGGAGCUGAGGAGUGCCACACCAUGGCGUCUAGUGGCACGUCCGAUCUUGAGAGCUCACGAAUUCGCACAAUUCGAGUCACCGAAUGCCGCAAAGCUGAUGAUUUUCGAAAUUAUCCAUUUCUAUAUGCUUACAAUCGAGAAGAAUAUUCUGUAUCCACUGAUGAUAGUCAGUACAAUAUCAGUGAACAAAUGGACUCUGCACCCAUAUUUCCUCGCACUCUUUUCACUGCGUUUACUGCGAUCCGCAUACUGCCAACCGCAAUUGUUGUACAUUCCAUUGGCGUUCUCGUUUUUAUUGAUUCACGCCGAUCUCAGUGUUUUGACGAAUAUCGAUGCAUACUUCCCAUUGAUCGUUUAUUUAUCCGUUCUGAUAUGGCCGAAAGCUAUGGAAGUGGCGUUGAAAUUGAAUUUCAUCCUGGCUUAUGUUGCUCCUUGGCAAAUCAGUUGGGGUUCAGCAUUUCACGCGUUCGCACAGCCGUUCAGUGUACCGCAUACUGCGCUGGUGUGUGCCCAAACGCUCAUCUCAUCCGUUGUUUCGGCACCGUUGAAUCCAUUUCUUGUUAUUGUCGAAUUUGCUUCAGGCUCAUCGUUUUUCCUCACUUCAUAUGUGCGACCAGUGAAAUUUUGGGAGAAAGACUACAAUACACGACGAGUGGAUCAUUCGAACACACGACUCAUAUCGCAAAUCGAUCGUGGCCCGAUGAUGGACGAUAGUAAUUUGAAUGCGGUGUUCUACGAGCACUUAACGAGAUCCUUGCAAGCGUCGUUAGCUGGCGACUUGUUAUUGGGACGGUGGAGUUCAUCAGUGCAGCCCGGAGAUUGUUUCAUUUUGGCGAGUUUCUAUUUGAAUAGCCUUGUGCAUAUUAUCGAGGUUGGUAAUGGCUUCGUAACGUUUCAACUGAGAGGAUUGGAAUUUCGAGGGACGUACUGUCAUCAACGAGAGGUCGAGGCAAUAAGUGAGGAUGUAACGGAAGGUGUGGGUUGCUGCUGUUGUUCGCCUGGUUCUUUGCCGGGUAUGUUAUCGCUGAACACGGCUUGGGUACUACGGUGGCUGGCUUGGGAGGUGGUCACAGCGAAGUAUAUCGUUGACGGAUAUUCAAUCACAGAUAAUUCAGCUGUUAAUCUUUUACAAGUGACAUUCCGUUUCCAGGUCACUGCUCUUCGUCCAAUCGAGUCGUCAUCUCGUUACGUCGAUUUGGAUCCGAUGUUCGGUGCAGCGAACGAUGAGGAUUUUGAUAUGAAUUUGAUGGGUGUUUCACGGCACAGUUUCGCGGAAUUGUACGAGCCAUGGAUCAGACAUUGUAUUCAAGAACGUGCUCUGCAUGAUACUCCUCUGAGCGAUGAGGAUGGCGGUAUUCAACGUGUGAUAGCGUUCUGUUUCGCGCUUUCGGUUGUCGGGAGACGAGCGUUGGCCUCUGCUGCACACAAUCGCCAUGCGAACGCUGCCGAGUCGUUCCUCUAUGGCCUUCAUGCGCUCUUCAAAGGAGACUUCAGAGAAUUUGGUCGUUUGGACGUCAACUGGAGUUGGUGGAUGUUCUUGAAAAGUCAAUUGUGA
Anisakis simplex (herring worm) is the source of this 1632-nucleotide messenger RNA. Lineage: Eukaryota; Metazoa; Nematoda; Chromadorea; Rhabditida; Anisakidae. The record is from the annotation of a GenBank genome assembly.